GCCGCCGCCGGACACCAAUGAUGGAAAUGCAAAUACAACUAUCCUAAUGAUGUAUUUUAAUAAUAAUAAUAAUAAUAGCGAUAAUAUGRUCUUAAGUCUUGACCGAUCAAAUUAGUGGAUCGGAUAGUUGUUUCCGAUUUCAAGACAAUAAUAAUAAUAAUAAUAAACAUUUUAUUACCGAAAAAAAAAACAAGAAAAAAACCAAUUGAGAGGAUGCCUUCGUAUCCAAGGGUCGGCAAUCUUAAAGAUCCGGAAGUGUCACUAUUGUUUGACAAAGAAGAUCCCGAAAAGAUUUUCACAGAUCUACGGGAGAUAGGACACGGAAGUUUUGGUGCUGUUUAUUAUGCCCGAUAUGUUCACACCAAUGAAGUGGUUGCCAUYAAAAAGAUGUCAUUCACUGGCAAACAGUCAGUCGAGAAAUGGCAGGAUAUCCUAAAAGAAGUAAAGUUUCUCAGAAACUUAAGACAUCGAAACACUAUUGAAUAUAAGGGUUGUUAUCUGAAAGARCAUACGGCAUGGCUUGUGAUGGAGUAUUGUUUAGGUUCGGCGUCCGAUAUAAUUGAAGUUCAUAAAAAGCCAUUACGAGAGGACGAGAUAUCUGCCAUUUGUAACGAUGCACUCAAUGGUCUGGAAUAUCUUCAUUCUCAGUCCCGAAUACAUCGUGAUGUCAAAGCGGGUAACAUAUUGCUCACUGAAAACGGUACUGUCAAACUGGCCGAUUUYGGAUCGGCUUCACUGGGCUGUCCGGCCAAUUCGUUUGUGGGCACACCGUACUGGAUGGCGCCCGAAGUGAUAUUGGCAAUGGACGARGGCCAGUACGAUGGCAAAGUGGAUGUCUGGUCGCUCGGUAUAACCUGUAUAGAGUUGGCCGAAAGGAAACCGCCGUAUUUUAAUAUGAACGCCAUGAGUGCCUUGUAUCACAUCGCCCAAAACGAUUCGCCACAACUGAACCCGUCGGGCGACUGGUCCGACCUGUUUCGUAGUUUUGUUGAAACCUGUCUUCGUAAGAAUCCAGUMGAUCGGCCCAACUCGACAAACAUUUUAAGGCAUAGUUUUAUAACGCGGACGCGAUCCCAGACCGUUAUAUUAGACUUAAUUAGUAGAACAAAGGCUGCGGUCAGAGAGUUAGACAAUUUGAACUACAGAAAGAUGAAGAAGAUAUUGAUGGUCGACACACGUGAAAAUGAUUUGCAUAAUCACGAUCUCGACAACGAUAUACCCGAGGAUGAAUUAAUGGCCAAUAAUAGUAAAAGCAAUUCAGUUGCCAGUUCUCAUAGUCGCCAAAGUGGAGGCAUCAGCGCCGGCAGUCAAAGUAGUAGUACAAGUAGUCUACCAGCGAAUUCCGAUGCAAACGAUUCUACUUAUAAAUGUCCGGUUUCUUUGAGGAGAGAAAGUGCCAGUAGUAUGAAUCGGGUUAGUCCUUCGAAUUCAUCUGCAAGUUUGAAUAGCACCGAAUUAGGUACCAAUAAUUUUGCCACAUUAAGGACGACAUCGAUAGUUACCCGACAGCUCAAAGAACAUGCAAAAGAAAAUCAAAUGCACGAACAGAUGUCUGGUUAUAAACGAAUGCGAAGACAGCACCAGAAGGCUAUACUUCAGUUAGAAGGCAAAUGUAGACAAGAGAUUGAAGAACAUAAACAAAAAUUAGAUAAAGAAUAUGAAACACUAUUACAACAGUUUAGUAAAGAAUUAGAAAAAUUACAAUUAAGACAUCAACAAGAAUUAGAAAGAAAGCUCAAGACAAACGUUGCUUACGAACGAAAGCUUAGUAAAGCUAUUCUUCAGCAGCACGAAGAAGAACUGAAAAGGUUUCAAUUGCAACAAAAACACGAAUACAAGUUCGUUAAGGAAAGACUAAAGAGAGAGUUGAACAACGAUUCCAUUUCAUUCAAGAAUCAAAAAGAAAGUCUUCAACGAAGUCAGAGUUCGGCACUCGAACGGCUACAGCACGAGCACCAGGAGUAUCAUCGACAGGAAGUUCGUAAAUUUAGGCGACGAAAACUUAUACAAUAUCAUCAACUGGAACGGGAUCUGCUCCGGGAUGAGCUCAAUAAACGCCAGAGUCAACUGGAACAAGCACACUCGAUGCUGAUGCGCCAUCACGAAAUCACCCAGGAGCUCGAGUAUCGGCAACAACGGGCUGUCCAUCAGCUUCGGGACGAACAGAUUCGUAAACAACAUCAGACAGAGUUAGCCAAUCAACAGGAGUACAAUCAGAAGCGUGAGAAUGAGUUAAGGAAAAAGCAUGCGCUGGAAGUGAAACAACAACCGAAAAGUCUUAAGCAAAAAGAAUUACAGAUUAGAAAACAAUUUCGCGAGACUUGUAAAACACAGACACUUCAGUAUAAGGCGUGGAAAACGCAAAUAUUGAGCUCAACACCAAAAGAUGAACAAAAGAAUGUCAUAAAGAAGUUAAAAGAAGAACAGGUGAGAAAACUGGCACUUCUUGGAGAGCAAUACGAACAAAGCAUUGCUGAAAUGCUUCAAAAGCAAUCGAUACGUCUGGAUGAGGCACAAGAACUCGAAGAACGCCAACUAAAAGAACAGUUACAACAAGAAUUGGAACUAUUGAUUGCUUUUCAAAGCAAAAUUCGUAUGCAAUCAGAGGCUCAACGAACUAAAGAGAGACGUGAACUCGAGGAAAGAGUUUCUGUUCGACACUCAUUGCUUGAGAAGAAGAUGGAACUCGAGAAACAACAGUUUCAGGACGAAAGAAAUGAAAGACAGCGUAUGCUUCUUGAAAGGCAAGCGCACGAAACGGAAAGUUUUGAUUUGGACAGCACUCGCCAAGGAUUCAAUGCGUUGGCCAUCGCCGAGGCAUCGAUCGAGUGUCUCGGCGACGACGAGGCCUCAGUCAGCGGCUCGAUGUUGUCAUUGGCUCACAGCAAUAGUGCCACGUCUUUCACGCACACAGCCCUCUAGCACGCGCGUGGGUGCGCCCGCGCCGACCUCAUUGAUGGCCAACAUUUUUUUCUCUCUCUUUAUCUGCAUAUAUCCUUUGUAUAAUAGUGUACAUAAAGAAAACAAACAAACAAAACAUAAUAAUUGUUAGACAGAGUGUGUCUGUAUGUAUGAGAUAUAUAUAUAUCUCUAAUAUGGAAAGGAUUUAAAAGAAAAAAGGAAUCGAAAGAAAGUAAAGACAAACAAAAGAAAGACAUUUUCAUCAGUCAUUGGAUUAGUUCGGCUAUUGUUUUGUGUUUGCUCUUAAAAAAAACUGAAAAUUGUUAUUGAAAUGCACUUUUGGUUUUUUUUAAAGAUUUAUAUUUAAAGAUAAAUAUUAAUAUUUCAAACGA
Molecule: messenger RNA, 3293 nt
Organism: Oppia nitens
Lineage: Eukaryota; Metazoa; Arthropoda; Arachnida; Sarcoptiformes; Oppiidae
Gene: Tao
Product: serine/threonine-protein kinase Tao-like
Exons: 13
Coding region: 214-2922 (902 amino acids)
Biological process (GO): protein phosphorylation
Molecular function (GO): ATP binding; protein kinase activity
Source: RefSeq, a predicted model, not a curated record